AGAACAGUUUCUAUUGUUAAUAAAGUUAAAUUUCCAUUUAAUCAAUAUUCCAUAAAGCAUUUAACCUAUAAACUCACAUCGCCUUUAAUAAACUUAAGUCUUAUCUAUCUGAUUUUUAUGUUUGUUAUAAAAUGAGAAUAUAUUUUUAGAAUGUUUUUGUCUGUGGAGUCAGUGAUAUUUUAGAAUUUUCUAUGGUAACAUCAUAAAUACAUACCAAUUGAGAAUGAAAAUGAUAAUAUGGACUUUUCUCAGUAUUAACUAAAAUAACACAAACAAAAACAGUGGUGAUUUUACAUAACAAUAAACAUAUUCGUCAACACAAAGUCGAAAGAUGCUGCUCCAGUCUCAAAAAGAAUCAUCGUCGCCUAAUCUGUUUAACAAUACUAAGAAUGGGAAUUUUCGCGCCGUAUUUAAAAAAUCACACACGUGUGGCAGUUUGUUUGCAAAAUGUUCGUGUAGUGAGGGUUUAGACGAUAGGACUAACCAUAAAGCUUUCCAUCAUUCUAAAUCAAUUGAUCAAGAAAGAUCGACGAAGCUGAGUUUGGACGAAACUAAUUUUUCCAAUGCAAGUAAUAAGAGAUCAUCUAAUCCAGACCUAGUCAGGUAUUCAAAGAGUCCUGAAGUUUGUCUGUGCCCCAAACUUCCUAAAGGAACCAACGUAGUAAAAACAAAUGUCUAUCUGAACCACCCAGAAAUCAAUUUUCCUAUUCCAGUAGAAAUUCCCGCUGACAACUGUGAUAAAUGUAAAGUGAAUCAAAGAGGAGUUACUCCUGUUUUCCAUCCAGAAAUAAAGAAUAAAUUAGAUUAUCACAAAUAUACUGCCUUAGCCUACGAAAGCCAAUCGAUACAAAAGAACGACGAAGCUCAAAAAUUUUUGCAAGACUUUGGAAUAUUGUCACCGAUGGGUAACAUAGUGCCAUCGAGUAUAAGGAAAAGUUCCAUUGACGGGGAAGUCAUUCAGAAUAUUAAGAGAAAUUCGAAAAAUUUGGAAUUGAAAAGGAAAAGUUUGAUAGACCCAGAUGAUUAUGAGUAUUUGAAGUCGCUUGUGAGUAAGUUAAAAUAUGAAAUUUCAGAUAUUGAAGGUAAAUAUGAGGCAGUACAAUCGGAGUUGCUCGAAGUGAAGAAGCAGUUGGGUAAUAAGGAGGCACAAGUUGUUAGGUUGCAGAGAGAAAUUCACAAAUUAAAGAGUGUUCUUCAACAAACAAAUGCGAGCCGAGAUGGAGAGCUAUUAGCCAAUAUACAAAAACAACAUGCCAUGGCUAACGGUCAACUUACUCUUAAUAACAGCAAUCAUUCCAAAAAACAAGGUGUAUCAGCAGAAUCCAGUGAAGCUACAGGCGAAGCAGUUAACAUAUCCAUAACAAAAUACGACAAAGACUUCAGAUCAAAGCAGCUAAUAAAAGGAGCAAUCAUGGAUAACAGUUUCUUGAAGAAUCUCGAUACAUCUCAAGUUAGAGAAAUGGUGGACGCUAUGUAUGUCAAGGAAUUUUGUGCCGGUUCGCUUGUUGUAAAAGAAGGUACAACCGGUGUACAUUUGUUCGUUUCUGGGGAAGGCGACUUUGAGAUUAUCAAAGACGGUAAAGUCCUUGGUCUCAUGGGACCUGGAAAAGCUUUCGGGGAACUAGCUAUUUUAUAUAACUGUACCAGAACAGCGUCAAUCAGAGCCGUCACUGAUGUAAAAGUAUGGAUAUUGGACAGAAAAGUUUUUCAACAGAUUAUGAUGAGGACAGGUUUACAGAGAUUGCAAGAUAAUCUUAACUUUCUCAAAUCUGUUCCUCUACUUCAAAAUAUAUGUAACGAUGUCUUAGCGAAAAUUGCUGAUGCCCUAGAAGUGGAAUUCUAUCCGGCAGGGGCGCAUAUCAUAAGGCAAGGGGCUAGUGGAGACACAUUCUUUAUUAUCUGUAGUGGAUCUGUUAAAGUAACUCAAAGACUUCCAGGUCAAAUUGAGGAAGAAGAAAUUCGAGUGCUGCAAAGAGGUGAUUAUUUUGGCGAACAAGCGUUAUUGAAAGAAGACGUUCGGACAGCUUCAGUCAUAGCCAUACAUCCUGGGGUAGAAUGUUUAACAUUGGAUAGAGAAUCAUUCAAGCAGCUGAUAGGUGAUAUAAGCGAAAUCAGAGAAAAAGACUACGGCGAUGAAGAAAGACUGAAUAAGACUUCGUCAUCUUUAGAACAACAAGAAUAUGAAUAUAUACAGCUAGAUGAUUUAGAAGUAAUAGCGACGUUAGGAAUUGGUGGUUUCGGUAGGGUGGAAUUAGUUCAAUAUAUCGCUAAUCCAUCUUUGACGUUCGCUUUGAAAUGUUUGAAGAAACAACAUAUAGUUGACACACAGCAACAGAAGCAUGUUCAAAGCGAAAGGAGCAUAAUGAUGAGUUGUAGGAGCCCUUUCAUUUGUCGAUUAUACAGAAGUUACCGAGACUCAAAAUAUGUAUAUAUGCUAUUGGAAGCGUGCUUGGGAGGUGAAGUAUGGACAAUACUUAGAGACAGAGGCUGUUUCGAUGAUCACACAACUAGGUUUAUUACAGCUUGUGUAAUAGAAGCAUUUGAUUAUCUACAUGCUCGAGGUAUAAUCUAUAGAGACUUGAAACCAGAAAACCUCCUAUUGGAUUCAAAUGGUUAUGUUAAAAUUGUGGAUUUUGGAUUUUCCAAGAGACUUGGUUAUAGUAAUAAGACUUGGACAUUUUGUGGGACUCCAGAAUAUGUAGCUCCAGAAGUUAUUUUGAAUAAAGGUCACGAUAAGGCGGUAGAUUUUUGGGCUUUGGGGAUCCUCAUGCACGAGUUGUUAACCGGAAAUCCACCGUUUAGAGCAUCAGAUCCAAUGAAUACCUACAAUUUAAUAUUAAAAGGGAUAGAUAUGAUCGAUUUUGCCAGAUAUAAUGUAGGAAGAACAGCACAGGGACUAAUUAAAAAAUUAUGCAAAGAUGUUCCUUCGGAGAGGCUUGGAUGCCAAAGAGCAGGAAUAUUAGAUAUCAAGAAACAUAAAUGGUUCCAAGGUUUUGAUUGGGAUGGUCUGGUUGCACAAACGCUCCCAGCUCCAAUUCAACAAGCUGUUAGAAGUCCUUGCGAUACAUCGAAUUUCGACAGUUUUCCAAAAGACGACGACAUUCCUCCUGAUGAACUAUCAAAUUGGGAUAUUAAUUUUUAAGUUGUGACUAACAAUAUGAUUCUCUUUUAAUUUAAAAAUUAUUACCUCGAAGAUUCGAAGAAAUUAUUUUAAUUUUGAAUUAUUAUAUCUGUCUUUUGAUACUAAAUUAGAAUAAGUGCAUAUACUUUUCUUUUUUAGAGAGCAACCUAUUCUUGAAGCACAAUAAUAUUGGUUUUUAAAUAUUAUACUGUAUAAUAUUAAGCAUUGUUAUCAAUUUAUCAAAUCUGAAAAUUGCUCUUAGAGAUCUGUAUUGGAUGAAGAUAUAAUUAUGUAUUUCUUUAUAGUCAUAUGUACAAACCUCCCGAAUAGAUCAAUUGAAUAUUUUUAUUGUUGUUCUGUAUAAAAGUUCAACAUUUUUCUAUCAAAUAAACGAUCAAAUUUUUUCUUCAUUCA
This is a messenger RNA of Diorhabda carinulata, 3535 nucleotides long. Its product is annotated as cGMP-dependent protein kinase, isozyme 1-like. Bases 332 to 3142 code for a protein of 936 amino acids. Lineage: Eukaryota; Metazoa; Arthropoda; Insecta; Coleoptera; Chrysomelidae. The record is from RefSeq and is a predicted model, not a curated record. The transcript has 12 exons. Gene Ontology annotation, molecular function: ATP binding; cGMP-dependent protein kinase activity. Gene Ontology annotation, biological process: protein phosphorylation.